Molecule: messenger RNA, 2310 nt
Organism: Cornus florida
Lineage: Eukaryota; Viridiplantae; Streptophyta; Magnoliopsida; Cornales; Cornaceae
Product: NAC domain-containing protein 54-like
Exons: 7
Coding region: 215-2149 (644 amino acids)
Biological process (GO): regulation of DNA-templated transcription
Molecular function (GO): DNA binding
Source: RefSeq, a predicted model, not a curated record
UUCUCAACCUCUUUCUCUCUUCCUAAUUCCCUUGAUCCUAAGUCCUUUCCUCUCCCUCUCUCUCUCUCUUCUUUGGAAAUUCUUCUGCAGUACCUAAGUGUUGUAUAAUACUUGUUGUGGCAGAGGCAGGUCUCAGAAUUUUGAAUAGAAACUGGUGAUCACAUUUACUAGUUAUUUUUCAAUUGGAAAAGAUCAGAAGAAGUUGUGGAGAGAGAUGGCUCCUGUUUCAUUGCCUCCUGGUUUUAGGUUUCACCCCACCGACGAAGAACUCGUGGCUUACUAUCUCAACAGAAAGAUCAAUGGCCGUAAGAUCGAACUCGAGAUCAUCCCCGAAAUUGAUCUCUACAAGUGUGAGCCAUGGGACUUACCAGGAAAAUCAUUAUUGCCAAGCAAAGAUCUUGAGUGGUAUUUCUUUAGUCCUCGAGACAGGAAAUACCCGAAUGGAUCAAGAACUAAUCGUGCAACUAAAGCUGGUUACUGGAAGGCCACAGGGAAGGAUCGAAAGGUGAACUCGCAUAUGAGGGCUGUUGGCUCCAAGAAAACCCUAGUUUACUACAGAGGGAGAGCACCCCAUGGAGCUCGAACGGAUUGGGUCAUGCAUGAGUACCGGCUAGAUGAGAGAGAAUGUGAAACUCCCUCAGGCUUGCAGGAUGCUUAUGCGCUUUGUCGCGUGUUUAAGAAGAGCGCGAUUGGCCCCAAGAUUGAAGAGAAUUAUGCUUCUGUAGCUGCUAAUCAGAUGUCCAGUGAUCACUCAUCCAGUAUUGACCUAUAUUCUGAGGGAAGGUGUGAAGAUUUGGAAACCUCUGAUCACUAUCCAAUGCCAUUAGAUGCAUGCUCACCUAGCAUCAUCCAUGGUGGAUCUUCCCUAAAUAUUAAUGGUGGAAAUGAUGAGAAAUGGAUGCAGUACUUAUCAGAAGAGGCGUUUAGCUUUGCCAAUCCAUCAUUUUCAAAUCAUGCAACCAUUCCAUAUCCCCCAUCUAAGGUUGAUAUAGCAUUGGAGUGUGCAAGAUUGCAGCACCGGUUCACGAUGCCUCCAUUGGAGGUGCAAGACUUCCCACCAAUGGGCUUUGUUGAACCUAAUAUGCCACUGUCAAGUGCCAUCCGCGGAAAUGAAGACAUCUUGCAGGAAAUUCUUUCGGUUGCUCAAGUUUCUCAGGAACUGAUAAAUCAAAACACUUGGGGAGGAAAUUGUGCCAUUGCUGAUGAAUUUUCUUUUCUAGUUGAUACGGACCACAUUCAUGACAUGGGCUCUUCAAAACUCAUGGACAAAUCAAUGGAACAUCAGAAUGCUAGGUCUAUAGAAAUUGGAGAUUUGCAUGGUGAAUUUCAAAGUGGGAGAGUUACUGAAAACUUGAGAUGGGUGGGAAUGUCAAGCAAAGAUCUAGAGAAGAGCUUUACUGAAGAAUACAAGACAGUUCCAAUAGAAAACAUCUCAAGUUUGCAAAGAAGAGAGCAAGAGGUUCAAGGAGGUCAAACCGAUCACCACGACAACUUCAAUGAUCUGAUCAAUAAGACUAAUGAAGUAGAUGAUUUUUCCCUUGAAUUUGCAGAUGAUAACCCGAGUGACAAUUUUUUAGAAGAUGGCGACGUAGAUGAGUUUUCCGAUACUCCUACCUUUGAAGUUUAUGAGAAAAUUGAAGUGAAUCAUGGAAUGUUUGUUUCAACUCGCCAAGCAGCCGAGACAUUCUUUCAUGUACUCAUGCCUUCAGAGACAGUGAAGGUCCAUCUAAAUCCAGUGUUUUUGCAUGAGUUCCCAAUACCAAAACUAGAUUUCCCAACAAGGCCUAAAACUAGAAGAUUACUUGACAAGUUCAUGGCCUUUGCUAAAAAAAAGUUCACAAGGACUAACCAAUCUAUGAAGCCAUUGAAGAAAAUAAUGAGCACUAUUGUCACUGUAAUUGCACUUCUAUUGGCUUAUAGCAUAUAUAUUGGGGAACAUUUGGAAGACGAAGAGCUGAGAGAUGGCUUUGCUCUCAUGACUAACAAUGGUGUGAAGAACAAAGAGGAAGAUUGCUCUACCAAGGACAAGAAGAUCAUGAAGAAACCAUGUAGAGUGAAGUGGAUUAAUUACAAGAAAAACAAGAUAUGGCCUUACCUUACCAUUGUUUUGGCUCUUUCUACCAUUUAUGUACACUAUGUUGGAGCUUAAUUAAUUGCUCUUUGACUUUCUGAUUUUAUUGUAUUACUAACCAUAGUUGUAUUAGGAGAGGCAAAGUUAGCCUUCCCCUAAAUUUGGAUUCAAAUAUAUCUUGAUUAAUUUGUAUUUUCAUAUUGAAUACAUCAUAUUAAUGAAUGACUGUUAUUUAAACA